GGGGGAGACGACAAGAUGGCGGCGGCGCCGUCCGGCGGGGCGGCGCGGCGGGUGCAGCUGGUGCUGGGGCACCUCGCCGGUUCCCCCCCGGGGACCAGCACCGGGAUUCGAGCCGCGCCGUGCGGAAGCCGGGCCGGGGUCUCGUCGCGGGCCGCCGGCCCCGACGAUGUGGUGGUGGUGCACGGGCGGAGGACCGCCAUCGGCCGCGCCAAGCGCGGCGGCUUCAAGGAUACUACACCCGAUGAACUGCUGUCUGCUGUUAUGACAGCUGUCCUUCAAGAUGUCAGUCUUCGUCCUGAGGUCCUGGGAGACAUCUGUGUGGGAAACGUGCUGCAGCCUGGAGCUGGCGCUUUGAUUGCAAGAGUUGCACAGUUUCUAAGUGGUAUUCCAGAGACAGUGCCGUGCUCGAGUGUGAACCGGCAGUGCUCCUCCGGGCUACAGGCCAUUAUCAAUAUAGCUGGUGGUAUCCGAAAUGGAUCAUAUGACAUUGGCUUGGCCUGUGGCGUGGAAACGAUGUCCCUUAGAAGUGCAAAUAACCCUGGUGAUAUCAGUUCCAGUAUGAUGGAAAACAGCAAAGCUCGAGACUGCCUUAUUCCUAUGGGAAUAACCUCAGAAAAUGUGGCAGAGAAGUUUGGAGUUUCCCGAAAGAAGCAAGAUGCCUUUGCCUUGGCUUCCCAACAAAAAGCAGCAAAAGCUCAGCAGAUGGGACUGUUUAAAACUGAGAUUGUUCCAGUGAAGACCACUGUUCUAGAUGAUCAGGGCAACCAAAAAACAAUCACCGUGCACCAAGAUGAAGGGAUUAGGCCCUCCACGACCCUGGAAGGUUUGGCAAAGCUGAAGCCUGCCUUCAAAGAGGAUGGUAGCACUACAGCAGGUAAUGCCAGCCAAGUCAGUGAUGGAGCAGCUGCUGUUCUCCUGGCAAAACGCUCAAAAGCAGCACAACUGGGACUCCCAGUCCUGGGAGUGCUCAGGUCCUUUGCUGUGGUUGGAGUCCCACCCGAUGUUAUGGGUAUAGGACCAGCCUACGCAAUCCCUGUAGCUGUGGAGAAGGCAGGUUUGACUCUGAAUGACAUUGAUAUAUAUGAAAUUAAUGAAGCCUUUGCAAGCCAGGCUGUGUACUGUGUUGAAAAGCUGGGCAUUCCCAUGGAGAAGGUCAACCCCCUGGGAGGAGCAAUAGCACUGGGGCACCCACUGGGCUGUACUGGUGCUCGUCAAGUUGUCACUUUGCUCAAUGAAUUGAAGCGCAGAGGGAAAAGAGCAUAUGGUGUUGUAUCAAUGUGCAUUGGAACUGGCAUGGGCGCUGCAGCAGUAUUUGAGUACCCAGGGAACUAAACUCCAGUGUACUGAUGAAACAACAGGACAGCUAAUUCUCUGCCUUCUCUAGUAAUAGGAAAUGAUUUGCACUGUGAAAUCAAGUGGAUUCAGGGAUUCGUGACUAGAUCUACAAAUUUGAGGCACAAAUGGCAAAGUAGAAUAAAUCGUACAGAUCUACUAAGCAGGUGGGAAAAUGCGAAACUGGCAUUUGCUUCAGAGUUAAAAAGCAUUCUGACAUGAGAAGAGAAAUUAGUUCAGCUGAAGUUCAACUCCAGGCCCUUGUGUGGUGAUGAUGAAUGAAUAUUUCUAAUUUAAUCGAUCCCUUUAUUCUGUGAAUAUUACCAGAGAGCAGUAGUUCCUGGUACAGUAUUUUUGUAUGACAGAUUGUCUAAAAGGGUCGCUCAAAAACAUCAGUGCACAGGAAAAGGCUUUUCCAGGGUUUUCUUAAAAGAUUUCACCAUCUUGCAAGAAGUCUAGAACAGCUUGUUUUGAAAGCAGUGCAGAGACUUAACAUCAUUUCCUUUACAACUCUGUCUGUCCUAUCCAAGUCAUAAGUUGGCUAUGUCUUAAAUUGUCCCUGUGCUGGAGGAUGUGCUGUAGCUUCCUGAUUUUAACCAAGCUGCUCUCAAGGCUCCAGCAGGGGAAAGUGGAAGAACUAGAAUGUAAUAGACACAGGAGGUGCCUGAAUAGAAAGGUUCAGCUGAACUGCUAGAAGCCAGGAGUUUGAAAGCGGCCAUUCCAUCUUUUCCAACACAUUUCUAAUUAUCAGCUUGUGUGACUCUUAACUUAGAGGACAAGCUUAUGCUCAAUAAUAUUUAAUUACCUAACAUAAAACAGAUUUCAGCAUUACUCUUAACUGCAAGCACUUGCGUGAACAUCAGUGACAUCUCCGUACUUCAGUGCUAAUACAAAUGUGUAUUUAAUCUUGUGAAGUCUCCCUUACCUGUUCUCUCUCUCAUGAGCAGAAAGAUCACUGAAACUCAGAGCUAACAGUUUGAAAAAGAAAUGUACUCAUCGUCUUUGACAUGUUAGCAAAGUUUAAUUUUGUAACACAGACUGAAGUUCUUUGUCCUGGCUCUUGUUUUUGCACUUAAUAAUACAAUUGGGGUUUUGCAAUA
This is a messenger RNA of Aquila chrysaetos chrysaetos, 2432 nucleotides long. It is a transcript of the gene ACAA1, whose product is annotated as acetyl-CoA acyltransferase 1. Lineage: Eukaryota; Metazoa; Chordata; Aves; Accipitriformes; Accipitridae. Gene Ontology annotation, cellular component: peroxisome. Gene Ontology annotation, molecular function: acetyl-CoA C-acyltransferase activity. Bases 16 to 1332 code for a protein of 438 amino acids. The transcript is spliced from 12 exons. Gene Ontology annotation, biological process: fatty acid beta-oxidation; phenylacetate catabolic process. The record is from RefSeq and is a predicted model, not a curated record.